AUGCCACCUGGCCGGGCACCCACCGUGUCCCUGCAGCUGCCCCAUGGAGAAGACCCCAUGGGGCAGCCAGGAGGAGACGAUGGGACGGGGCCGUGGAGAAUUCAUACUGGUGAGAAACCUUAUAAGUGUGAUGACUGUGGAAAAGCAUUGAUCCAAAAUUCAUCUCUUACUGAACAUCAGAGAACUCAUACUGGAGAAAAACCCUAUAAAUGUAAAGUUUGUGGAAAAGCAUUCACUGUAAAUUCAUCACUUGUUCAACAUCUGAGAAUUCAUACUGGGGAGAAACCUUAUAAAUGUAAUGAAUGUGGGAAAGCCUUCAGUGACUACUCAUCCUUUAUUCAACAUCAAAGAAUUCACAGUGGAGAGAAACCCUAUGAAUGUAUUAACUGUUGGAAGUCUUUCACUGAUAUCUCAACUCUCACACAACAUCAGAGAAUUCACACUGCAGUGAAACCCUAUAAGUCCUUUAACUGUAAUGAAUGUGGAAAAGCAUUCAGUGCCCACUCAACCUUCACACAACACCAAAGGAUUCACACUGGAGAAAAACCCUAUACAUGCAGUGAAUGUGGGAAGGGCUUCCCUGAAAACUCAUCCCUUACUAAACAUCAUCGAAUUCAUACUGGAGAGAAACCUUAUGAAUGUAGUGAAUGUGGUAAAGCUUUUAGCCAGAGCACUUACCUUAUUCAACAUCAGAGACUUCAUACUGGAGAGAAACACUUUAAAUGUGAUAAAUGUGGAAAAACAUUUAGUAACAGUUCAAUCCUGAUCAGACAUCAGCAGCUUCACACUUCAGAGUCAUCCUAA
This is a messenger RNA of Lipotes vexillifer (Yangtze River dolphin), 804 nucleotides long. Its product is annotated as zinc finger protein 79-like. Gene Ontology annotation, molecular function: DNA-binding transcription factor activity, RNA polymerase II-specific; RNA polymerase II cis-regulatory region sequence-specific DNA binding. The transcript has 3 exons. The record is from RefSeq and is a predicted model, not a curated record. Gene Ontology annotation, biological process: regulation of transcription by RNA polymerase II. Bases 1 to 804 code for a protein of 267 amino acids. Lineage: Eukaryota; Metazoa; Chordata; Mammalia; Artiodactyla; Lipotidae.